ACUGCUGGAGCGUUAAAGAGUUGACUUGCAGUGACCUCAUCCCUCCAGCAGCCGCGGCGCGACCGAGGCGGAGCCGUCAGCAACUUUGUAUGAACUUCGAAGUUGAACAAUCGCAAAGGAAGGAGAAACUGGAGUAAGCGGAAAAACGGAUAAGAAAAUACAAUACCAUUUUUUUUACGUUGUCGUGGUGAAAAUCUAAAGACUCGAUGCUCACUUUGUGUUUUGUGGCCAAACAUUGUGAUCGAGGUUUUCCUGGAAUCUGUGUCUUUCUGAGGACGGCGGAGGUGGGGAGAAGAAAGGUCAUCCUGAGAGACUGACACACAGGACAGGACAGGAGCCUGUACCAGACACUGACACUUCUAGUUCACCAGAGACCGAAGCAGCAUGCAGACCUGAGGUGCACCAACACUCCCUCCAUCCUCCCUUUCUCUCUCCCUCCUCCAGUCCUCCCAGCCACCCAUGCUCUGUGAGGCUCUCUAUCCUCUCCUCUCCCUGGGCAUAAUGCUCCAUCUCUACUGCUGAGCUCCCCCUUACUCCACCUUACCCCCUAACCUCACCCAACCAUGACCAGUCUGAAGCGGUCUCAGACAGAGCGUUCGGUGGGCGGCUCGGUCCCUGCCUCUGAUGAAUUCUACACCCGUCGCCUGCGCCUCCCCAAUGGUGGCGCCCCCCCACCUCGCUCCGAGAGCACCCACCUCACCUCCUCUUCCUCGUCCGGCUCCUCUUCCUCCUCCAAUCCGGGGGUUCCCAAGAUGGGGGUCAGGGCCCGCGUGGCGGACUGGCCCCCCAAACGGGAUGGAACGGGCGGGGUGUGGCACAUCACCGUAGAUACGGACUCCCCGAGUUCCACCAUGUCAUCUUCAGGUGGUGGAGAAUGUGGGUCGGGUGGAGAACGCGGGUCGGGCGGAAGCGGAGAAAGAGAACGAGAACGGAGCUCGGGGUCAGGUUCAGGCUCGGCGACUACGGCCCAUAGCAACCUGUCGGCUAAACUGGGCCACCUGAUCAGUCCUCAGGACUCUUCGAUGCUCCGGAACAUUCACAACACCCUGAAGAGCAAGAUGCACCACAGCAAACACCACAGCAAAGACAACCGCUAUCUGUCACCGGACGGCUACCAGGGCUCGCCACGUAAAGGCAUGAGGCGUAUCCGCCAGCGCAGCAACAGUGACAUCACUAUCUCUGAGUUAGAGGGUGACGGGGGCGAGGGCUGGUCCUUCUCAGGCUGGACUCCCAUGCACCGCGAGUACGGCAGCACCUCCUCCAUAGACAAACACGCAGGCUCAGGGGAGAGCUUCUUCGAUAUGCUCAAGGGCUAUACGUCCCAGGAGGCUCCUGAUCAACGCAGCCCAGCGCCGGACAGACUCGGCGAGCUGCUGACGGUGGCCCCGCACAAACAGGCUGCCCUGGAUCUGCCUGAUGGACCCCUGGGUCCUACCAGAGGUAGCCCCGCCAGUCGCCUGAAGGAAAGGGAUAAACACCUGAAGAGGAGGUCCAAGUCGGAGACGGGAGGGGAGUCCAUCUUCAGGAAGCUCCGCAGCGUCAAGGCCGAGGGUGACUCGUCCCGGGCUGGGUCUGACGUGGAGGAUGUGGGGCGGGAGGAUGUCAGCGGCCCCCCUCCCAAACCCUGGUCCUGUCAGAAAGGCUUUGCUCACUUUGACGUACAGAGUAUCCUCUUCGACCUCAACGAGGCUAUCCAGGGUCGACAGUCCGGCGGGAAACGCAAGAACACCACCACGGGCGCCUCCGCUGCGGCCGCCGCCUCAGCCUCCGCCACUUCCUCGCUCUCGUCCAAUCAGAGUGGGGUAUACGGCGGCGGCGGCUCUCCGUGCGGGUCCCAGGAGGAGCUGAGUGGGAAGGAGGGGGGUCCGGGACAGGGAGGGGGACACACCACUAACCCUGCCCUGGACCCUGGUGAUGAGAAGAGCAACGAUCUGGUGCUUAACUGCCCUUGUUUCAGGAAUGAACUGGGAGGAGAGGGAGAGAGGAACAUUGGCCUCUCUAAACGGCAGGGUAGUAUAGGCAGCGGGGGCAGCUCCAGUGGCUCUGGGGGAGGAGGUGGCUCAGAGGAGGGGCCCCUGGAGACCUCUCUCCCCCGCUUCACCAACGCCGGGGUGUCCGUGCUGGAGGCCCCUAAAGACGGCCAGGGGCAGCACGCUGAUAGGGCCAAACGGUCUGUGGAGCACUGCGACCUGGGGUCUUAUUACUACAGGAAAUACUUCUAUCUGAGAGAGCAUUGGAACUACCUGGGUGUAGAUGAGACUCUGGGCCCAGUAGCAGUGAGUCUGAGGAGAGAGAAGCUGGAGGAACACAAGGAGCAUGGACAACAGUACAACUACAGGGUCAUCUUCAGAACCAGCGAGCUCACCACCCUGCGGGGGUCCAUCCUGGAGGAUGCGGUGCCAUCCAGCUCUAAGCACGGCCUGGCGCGGGGCCUGCCCCUCAAAGAGGUGCUAGAUUACCUGGUUCCAGAGCUCAACGCCCACUGUCUCAGACUGGCACUCAACACACCUAAAGUCACAGAGCAGCUGAUGAAGCUGGACGAACAGGGGUUGAGUUUCCAGUUGAAGGUGGGGGUGAUGUACUGUGCGUCGGGACAGAGCAGUGAAGAGGAUAUGUAUAAUAAUGAUUCAGCAGGUCCUGCUCUGGAGGAGUUCCUACAGCUGCUGGGGGAGAGGGUCCGGCUGAAGGGAUUCACCAAGUACCGAGCCCAGCUGGACACCAAGACUGACUCCACAGGGACCCACUCCCUAUACACCACCUAUAAAGACUAUGAGGUGAUGUUUCAUGUCUCCACCAUGCUGCCCUACACACCCAACAACAAACAACAGCUCCUGAGGAAGCGUCACAUAGGUAAUGACAUAGUGACCAUCGUAUUCCAGGAGCCCGGGGCUCAACCCUUCACCCCAAAGAACAUACGGUCACACUUUCAACAUGUGUUUGUAGUGGUGAGGGCACACCAACCCUGCUCUGACAACACCUCAUAUAGCGUUGCGGUCACUCGUUCCCGUGACGUCCCAUCCUUCGGCCCUCCCAUCCCAGAGGACGUGUCCUUCCCCAAAUCCUCCGUGUUCCGGGACUUCCUAUUGGCCAAGAUCAUCAACGCAGAGAACGCAGCCCACAAAUCGCACAAGUUUCGCGCCAUGGCGACGCGGACACGUCAGGAGUACCUCAGAGACCUGGCAGAGCGCCACACCACAUCAACCCCCAUCGACCCGUCCGGGAAAUUCCCCUUUAUCUCAUUGGCUCACAAGAAGAAGGAGAAGAGCCGUCCGUACGCGGGGGCAGAGCUUCGGAGCCUCGGCGCCGUCACGUGGGCGGUCCACGCCGAGGAUCAUGGGGCGGGAGGAGAGCUCGAAGCGCUAUUGGCUAUCUCCAACGACUUCCUCAUCCUAUUGGAUCUGGAGGCCAAGGCGGUGGUGUUUAACUGUGCUACGAAGGACGUGAUUGGCUGGACGCUGGGGAGUCCUGCCUCCAUGAGGAUCUUCUAUGAGAGAGGGGAGAGCGUGUCGCUGAGAUCUGUUAGUAACAACACAGAAGACUUCAGAGAGGUGGUGAAACGACUGGAGUACCUGACUAAGGGUUGUGAGACGUCUGAGAUGACACUGCGUCGUAACGGGCUGGGCCAGCUGGGUUUCCACGUCAACUACGAGGGCAUCGUGGCAGAGGUGGAGUCGUACGGGUACGCUUGGCAGGCGGGGCUGAGACAGGGCAGCCGAUUGGUCGAAAUCUGCAAGGUUGCCGUUGCGACACUGACCCAUGAACAGAUGAUUGAUCUACUGAGGACGUCGGUCACCGUCAGGGUGGUCAUCAUCCCACCACACGAAGACGCUACCCCACGCAGAGGUUGCUCUGAGCUCUACCGUAUGCCAGUGGUGGAGUAUAAAGGCAGUGGUGAGAGCGGUUCGUUUGACUACAAGUUCCCGUUCCGCAGCAAAGACAACAAGUGGCAGAGAACCUCCAGUAGUCCCCAGCAGUCCCUGACGGCCUCCCCCCAGCCGCACACCCCCAACCGGGCCGUCAGCCUGGGGAGCUCUGGGGGGAAGACCCUGUCUGCUGAACGCCCGGAGAGGAACGCCGCUAUACCACGCAGUGUUAGUAGUGAUGGGAGACCACUGGAUACCAAGAGAAUGUCUCCAGGCAGUGAGAACUAUGCCCUAGCCUCCUCUGUGGCACUGGGUCGUUCUCCUCACAACCGCUCUUCCCCCUCCAACCUCUCCUGCUCCAGUGACACCUCACAGGGCUCACAGCACUGGAGGACUCAGAAGUCCAUGCCUGAGGGGUUCGGAGAACGCAGACAACACUCUCCUUUAUCUACGGAGCGGCAGGUGGUGGGAGAAGGCGGGGCUAGCGGCAAGUCCACACCUAAUUGGCAGAGAGUGGAGGAAGGGGGCGGGCCCGACAGAGGUUCUACAGAUGCUCCUGUGUCUAAGUCUGGUCCUGGGUACUCUGGAGCUCCACGCAUCCAGAGGCAGGAGCAGGUCAUCCACCACUCCCCCAAGAAGAGCUCCCAGCCUGAGGGUCCCUACUCCAGCAGUAACACCCUCUCCAGCACGGCCUCCAGCGGGGGCCACAGCGACACCGACAAGUGGUCCGACCUGGGGGGCCCCGGAGCACCAGGGGAGGCCCCUGACUCUGAACCCAACGGCCUGGGAGGGGGGUACCUCCAGGGGGCCUCGGCCGACAGCGGGAUUGACACCUCGUCCUACGGAGGGGGUGGGGGCCACUCACACACCCACCAUGGGAGUUCAAGUUCCCUCUUGGCUCCUGGGGGUAGGGAGGGGAGGGAUAGAGCUGCAUCCCCCUGGCAUAGCCCCACUGAGGGGGACAGGAGAGUGCUAGAGAGGUCCCCCCCAGCCGCGGAGUCCCCACAACCCCCAGGAGAGAGGGGGGAGAGAGCAGAGGGGACGGCUAGGAGUCCUCCUACACACCUACUGGUUAGAGAUGGCAGCUCGUACAGUCUGAGUGAUGCUGGGUCACACUCCAGCUCCAGAGGCCAUUCUGGCCACAGUUCCCCCCGUGAGGAGUCCUCUUCCUCUGCCACCUCACCCUGCUCCCAGACGUCGGUCUCCCCCGGCCCCAAGACCUUCUACCCCCGCCAGGGAGCCACCUCCAAGUACCUCAUCGGUUGGAGGAAGCCAGGAUCCACCAUCAACUCUGUCGACUUCGGAGACAACCGCAAGAAGUCCCCAGGGGAGGGAGGAGGAGGAAGUGGAGGAGGUCAGAGCAGACCCCAUCACUCCCCACAGCCACACCUCACCCACGCUAAGACCACUGCGGAGGACGAGAUGAAGAGACUGAGUCCAGACAGCCCCCUCAAACACAGACGACACAAGGUCAAGGACAAGUCCUCCUCCUCAGGCCAGCCCCCUACCCGUCGGUCUCUCCACCGGACCCUGUCUGAUGAGAGUAUCUACCGGGGCCAGCGUGUCCCCUCCCUGAGGCUGGGGGACCUAGAACCAGACCCCACCCUGGCUAGUGACGUGUUGUUCAGCUGCUCCACCUUGCCACGCUCUCCCACCACCCGCGGGGUGCCCCUCAGACGACCUUCAUACAAACUGGGGAUCAAACUCCACGGUGACCUGUCUGCGUCUGACACGUCAUUGGCUGAGAUGGUUGAGCGACAGCGACAACCUCUCCCCCAGGAGCUGAUGCCCCUCCCCCCCUCAGAGAGCAGGGACAGCCCCCUGGACUGGACCCACAUGGUGGAUGUGGCCAACGCCUUUGAGAAUGAGAUCCAAAGAGGGUUUGUGUUUAAUGAUCCUAACCACAGAGGUAGUGGAGCCUCCAGCCCUCACCUGGAGAUCCAGCCUGCCCCUCUAUCCAGACCUUCAUCCAGUGAGGGUCCUGCAGGUCUGGAGAGGAAGUUGACCAAGCUGGAAGCCAUGGUUAGGAUGCUGCAGGAUGACCUGAAGAAGGAGCGCGAGGAGAAGCUGCGUCUCCAUCUGCAGAUCAAGAGGCUGUGGGAGGAUAACCAGCGGCUACAGGAGGAGUCCCAGAGCUCUGCUGCCAAACUCAAGAAGUUUACAGAGUGGGUUUUCAACACCAUCGACAUGAACUGAGACAGAGAGAGACAGAGGAGAGGGAGAGGAGAGGAGGAAGUGGAGGACAAGGAUAAGGGAGAAAAUGACUUUGCAACUGGGCCACCUCACACUGACCAGGAGGGAAGAAGAGGAGAGAGAGAGGAGGAAGAGGGAGAAGAAGAGGAGAGAAAGUGAUUGUUUGUUGGCUAGAGUAAAGGACAAAGGGACCAGUGCCAACCACUCAAAACACAUUUCCCCUUCUCCCUGGCACUCGCUGAAGGACUUAUUCCAACCCCCAUGUCUCCUUCUUGCCCUCUGUCUCCAGUAAAGUUCCCUUCUCAAACUCAGGACCAGAUCCUAGAAGGACAAUGUUAUUUUGUUAAAUAAUACUGUCCGCACACACUGGCUGAGGAGGUGUGUGUAUUUGUGAUGUGGUUUCAGUACUGCCCCAAAAUACUGAAGCACUCUUCCUCUCCUCUCCUCUCCUCUCCUCUCUCCUCUCCU
Molecule: messenger RNA, 6524 nt
Organism: Coregonus clupeaformis (lake whitefish)
Lineage: Eukaryota; Metazoa; Chordata; Actinopteri; Salmoniformes; Salmonidae
Product: signal-induced proliferation-associated 1-like protein 1
Exons: 27
Coding region: 564-6059 (1831 amino acids)
Biological process (GO): activation of GTPase activity; regulation of small GTPase mediated signal transduction
Cellular component (GO): cytoplasm
Molecular function (GO): GTPase activator activity; protein binding
Source: RefSeq, a predicted model, not a curated record